This is a messenger RNA of Apus apus (common swift), 2156 nucleotides long. Its product is annotated as arylamine N-acetyltransferase, pineal gland isozyme NAT-10. The coding region runs from base 92 to 964 and encodes 290 amino acids. The transcript has 2 exons. The record is from RefSeq and is a predicted model, not a curated record. NCBI's taxonomy places the organism in Eukaryota, Metazoa, Chordata, Aves, Apodiformes, Apodidae. Gene Ontology annotation, molecular function: acetyltransferase activity.
CACUCCUGGCUUUACUGACUGCUGCUCCAGUCAUAAACAACUCAGAAGCUGAACACAUCAAUAAAUAAAUAAAGCUAUUUUAAGAGGAGACAUGAACCUGGAAGAGUAUUUUGCGAGGACUGGCUAUAAAGGUUCCCUUGAAAAACAAGAUUUGGAAACCUUAACCGACAUAUUCCAGCACCACAUCCGUGCUGUUCCCUUCGAAAACCUCAGUAUCCAUUGCGGGGAGAAAAUUACUUUGGAGUUGGAGCAGGUUUAUAACAAAAUUGUGCAGAGGAAGCGGGGUGGCUGGUGCAUGGAAAACAACCAGCUGUUGGGCUGGGUCCUGAAACACCUGGGGUAUGACACCAGCUUUCUGGGAGCCUACGUGUUCAAUCCACAUCAAAAUGCAUACGCCACCAUCAUGACCCAUCUCCUUGUAAAGGUUGUUAUUGAGGGCAGAGCUUAUAUUGUUGAUGGAGGCUUUGGGGUGUCCUAUCAGAUGUGGCAGCCGAUGGAGCUUGUGUCGGGGAAAGACCAGCCCCAGGCUCCCGGCAUCUUUCGUUUCACAGAAAAAAAUGCCAUCUGGUACCUUGAGAAAACGAGACGGAAACAAUAUAUUCCUAAUCAAAACUUCUCCAAUUCUGAUCUUCUGGAGAAAAAAGAGUGUCGGAAGGUUUAUAUGUUCAGCCUGGAGCCACAGACAGUGGAGGAUUUCCGUUCCCAGUGCACGUACCUUCAGACAUCUCCAGAUUCCCUCUUCACAAAGAAGUCCAUCUGCACCCUCCAGACCACCGAUGGCUUUCGAGCUCUAAUUGGGUGGACACUCACUGAGACCACAUACAACUACAAGGAAAACAUGGAUCUGGUGGAAUUCACAACUCUUCAAGAUGAAGAGGUGGAAAAAACCCUCAAAGAGAAAUUCAGCAUAACCCUAGAUAGAAAACUUGUCCCAAUUAACAUCAAAGGAUUUUACACGAUCUAGAUGACCAAGAAAACUGGUCACCUAGAUCAUAAUGCUGUGUAUGUACAGAACCCUCCACCGUCUGUGCAAUCACUACUGUAAGAUUAUGGGAUUCUUUUGCAGGCAACUGAAGGAAAAAUACAUUAACAUCAGAUUAAAGUGAAUUUAAUUCUGGGAAAAAUAAUGAAUUUAAGACUCUUCUGUCAGGUAGACAGAAUUAUUUGCUGUGAGAUGGCUGCAGCUCAAUUUUUGGCACAAACAUGGGAUCUGAUUUGAAUCUGGUUAUUAACUCGGAUAAUAAAUAUGUCUGGGGAAUUUUGGACUGCCUAUAGCACAUAAAUAGGAGUAUGGGUUAUUAAUUGUGAUACGCUGCCAACACUUUUUCUAUGUUUAUUUUAAGGAGAAAAGUAAUCUAUGAAUAUUUAGACAAAAGAGUACACAUUUAAAACCUCAUUUUUCACAAGAUCUAACCACUCACAGCUCAUCUCAUUUCUCUACCUUUAAUAUAAGUAAAACAACAUAAUCUCUGAAAGGAGCAUUAAGGGGUAUAAUUCUUUCACCAUCAUCCCUAGACAAAACACAGAACAAUUAUCAUCACGUGCAUCCCAUUUGCCAUUACUGCAGCAAACUGCCCAAAGUAAUUUUUGGUCUGUAUGUAUUUUUCCAGAGAUGAAAACUGCAUAUAUUGCAGUGUUAUUGUGGCUGAUGGGCUCUAAGAAGAUACCUGCAAGCUUUGCUUUCAAAAAGUAAUCAUCCUGUCAAGGGUGAAUGGUGCUUGAACGUCACAACUGGCUUAGAUUUACUUCUGUCCCAAAAGGGGUGGACAUUUUCUAUUUUUAGCAUUGUGAGUUAUUUGUAUAACAAAGGCAGAAGAAUGAAGCUGACCCCACUGUGCCCUGAAUUCUGCCCUCUUUGUGCACAGCAGAUCUGGGACUCCAUACAGCUACCCUGAAUGAGUACCACUUAGCACAGGAGGUUUAGUUCAUUUAUCUGUAUCAAAGUGAAAGAUAUCAAGGGGGAAAUCAAAUGUAAAGGAACCCCUUUCUUUAGAAUGAUUUCACAGUCACAUUUCUCCAUUAAAAAAAAAAAAAAAGUAAUUCCCCCACCAUGCUUCUUUGCAAAAAGCCCAGCCAAGGAAACCACUGAGAAAGGCAAAACAUUCUCACACGUAUCAAAAAAUUAGCAGUAAUACUGAAAAGCACCCUUACUCCUC